This is a messenger RNA of Oryzias melastigma (Indian medaka), 2815 nucleotides long. RefSeq names its product FAST kinase domain-containing protein 5, mitochondrial (gene fastkd5). The record is from RefSeq and is a predicted model, not a curated record. Bases 243 to 2630 code for a protein of 795 amino acids. The transcript has 2 exons. Gene Ontology annotation, biological process: mitochondrial RNA processing; regulation of mitochondrial mRNA stability. NCBI's taxonomy places the organism in Eukaryota, Metazoa, Chordata, Actinopteri, Beloniformes, Adrianichthyidae. Gene Ontology annotation, molecular function: RNA binding. Gene Ontology annotation, cellular component: ribonucleoprotein granule; mitochondrial matrix.
AGUUGGAGCAGAUUCGUAUUGACUUUCUAUUUAUUCAUGUACAAUUUUAAUGAUCAACUAUAAUAUUAUAAAGAUAAUAAAUACAUUUUUAUCUUAAAAUAGUUUUACAAAGCUUUUAUAGAAAAUUGUUAUUUUUGUUUUGAAAGGACUCCAGCCAAAUUCCGGUGUCAUGAGCAACUGAGCGACUUCCAUAAGGUUUUAACAUUUGCUCGUGUCAUUCUUAGACUGCAAAAGGCUUCCAUAUGAUGGCGGCCCGUGUGCUGUGUCGGCACGGUUGCAGGGUGAGCUCCAUCCGUGGGUUUAGAAAGAAAUACUCCCAGGCUCAACAUGUGAACGUCAAACUAAAAGAGGAGACUGAUCAUCAGGAGGAGGAGAAAACGUCACGGGAAAUUAAUUUUCAAGCCCAGUACAGACUUUAUUACAAUCCUGCAUCAUAUUACGACUCCUCAAGGAACUCUGCAAAUUCCCACAGUCAGACAGAGAACCAUAAGGAAGAACAAAGUCUCUCUGAUGUUUUACCUCCUUUUCGGCAACAGAGCAAUCGAUAUAGUGUGAGUUGCUCACGGCACCUUUCAAGCUCAAACAAACUUCUUGAUCUAGCUUUCAAUAAAUCCACUGACCCGGACAAAACUUCCGUGCUGCAAUUUCAUAAAAGGACAAUAUCACCAGAUGUUAAAGUAAAUCCACGUGCUUUCUUCAAAGUCCGGACAGAAUACGCAUCCCUGAGUCUUGACCUCACCCAGCGUCCGGAUCCGAUUGAGUGGGUCGAGGUGCUGCCUGUCCUUCAAAAAGUGUCUUUGUUAAAGGGAAAGAUGAAACCGUCCGGCGUGUCCCAGUUUCUGGUGGAACUCAGCAGGUUGGACGUCGACAAGAUGCCACUGCUGCGAAGUGACCAGCGCUUUCUGAUGCUGCUCCGACAUUCUGUGGAGCACCUUCGGCUCUUUUCCCUCCCCGAGCUGCUGGAGGUGCUGCGGUCGUUUGUGUGGCUGGAGAUGCCCUCCUCUCAUCCCAUUUUUGAGACCUACGAGGAGGAGCUGAGCCGGCGGGCCAAGCAGAUGACUUUGCAGGAGUUGUUGUUUGCAGCUGACUUGUGGCGCUGCAUCGGGAGGCAGGUGCCGCAGUUCUUGGAGCACCUGUAUGCUUCAGUCCACCUCCAUCUGGGUCAGAUCCGAGUCCCUGAACUGGUGCAGCUUUUUUAUAUAGUAGGUGAAGGGAGAUCCUGCCCAAAAGAGUUAGUUCGGCCAUUAGAGCAUCUUCUUAUGCAUCAUUUGAAUCUGUUGCAUCCCGAGGAGGUCGGCACGGUCUGCUUAGGCCUUUUCAAAUCCCAAACUUCAGUUUCUGAAAGCACGGUGACUCGUAUUGUUGACAGGGCUCUGUCUUUGGUGAGUGAGAUGAGCGACUUCGGGAUCGUGAACGUGCUGAAGUACAUGCGCUUCAGCUAUCUUUUUCAUAAGGCAUGGCUGGAUGCCAUGGCGCAGGAAAUUCCCCGUCGGAGUCACAGGAUGGGCGUUCAAGGACUGAUGCACGUGACAUUAACCUGCUCGGCUCUUCAUUACCGCAAUGAUGGAAUCCUGUCUGCUGUGGCUGAGAGGAUUCCUUCCCUGGCGCCGCACUGCAGGAGCAAAGACUCCUGCAAAUUACUUUGGGCUUUUGGCUCUUUGGGGUUUCUCCCAACUCAGAGUCCAAGUUUCUACCCGAGUUUAACAGAAGCCCUGAGGCAGAGGAAAGCCGAGUUUCAGCGGUACCCAGAGCAUCUGCUCACAGGUCUACUAGGCUUAGUGUUCAUCUCUCAAUUCCCAGAGGAGCUGGUUGCAUUAGCUUUAAGCCCCGAAUUUGUCAACUUAGCAUUGAAACGCUCCCAGCUGGAGCUGAAAAAGGACCUGCUGACUUUAGACGGAGCCGUGGCUCUGGAGCUGCCCCAGUGGACCGGCCCCCGAUUGAGCUGUGAACUCAGGGAAGAGGUGGCAGAAAUGUUGUGGGAGUUUGCACAGUCAGACGUGUGCCAGAAACCUGAAGUAGUUGAGGCAGAAUCUGCCCUGCAGGAUCUGCUGGGGGGAGAGCAGUUUGUGUGUAAGCGGAUGAUCCUUCCUCACACUCGCUCCAUCGACCUGGAAGUACACCUGGACUCCACUGGACAGCCUCUACCUGUCCACCCACCAUGCUCGACACAUAAAUCCGCUCCCCCCUCUCAUCAAGGGUGGGAGAAGCUAAACACAGGAAUAACCAUCACUGACGAUCUCAUCGCACAGUUGUGUAAUUUAAAAAACCCGGCACGUUCUUCUGCAAUCAAGGCUCCAUCUCUGCAGAGAUUUCUGCCUGAUGAAGGUGAAAAAGUGUUCGAGUCCGUGCUGGACUUGACAAGCGGUAUCAUAGAGAAACCUGUCAAGCCCAUCUCAGCUCUCCAGGACUUGAAACGCUCUGUUAAGGUAGCUAUCCAGGUUCCGACCCGGAAUCACUACUUCACACAGUCGCAGCAGCUGCUCGGCCUUCACGCCAUGAAGAGGAGACACCUGAAGAUGGCAGGAUUCAAGGUGGUGGAGCUGGGCUUUCACGAGUGGUCUCAAAUGCUCAGGAAGAGCAGGACGGAGAAGCUGGCGUAUCUUCACUGCAAAAUCUACGACUGUCUGUAGGAAUCCUUCCACUAAAGAAAAAAACAACUUCUGACUGUUGUCAAAUCUCCUGUUUUUAUAAAAAAAAACAUUCAUGGUCAAAUCGAUGACUGUUUGAAAUGCUGAACACUUUUGUAUUUGUCAAAAUGUAAAAAUGCAAAUUGUACAGACACAAAGAUUAAAAAGAUUUUCUUGUUUUUGAGUAA